UACAGCCUAAAUUGGCACAUCACCAUAAUGGCUCGAACUCUCCAGAUCAUUAUUUACAGGACCCACCUGGUUGUGACGUGAUAGACAUGUCAUCGGAGGUGACUUGGGUAAAUUAGAACCAUUUGAAUUUAUUUUAAUACCGCUUUCUUUCACUUCAGACUCUCCACGUAACCCCGAUAAAAUCUUCUGCACGGCGGUUAUAACUUUUCCCAGAUCCUUCCUUCAAAUCUUCUGCACGGCGGUUCGAUUCGGAGAUCGCUGUUGUUUACCAAUGGCCGGAAAACUCAUGCACGCUCUUCACUACGAGUCUUACGGCGGUGGCGCCGCCGCUUUGAAGAAUGUCCAAGUUCCAGUUCCAUCGCCAAAGAGAAACGAGGUUUUACUAAAAUUAGAAGCUACUAGUCUUAAUCCUAUUGAUUGGAAAAUCCAGAAAGGAAUGAUCCGGCCUUUUUUUCCUCGCAAGUUCCCCUGCAUUCCCGCUACUGAUGUUGCUGGAGAGAUCAUUGAGGUUGGAUCAGGAGUCAAGAAUUUCAAGGCUGGUGACAAAGUUGUAUCGGUUCUAAGCCAUCUAUCUGGAGGUGGACUUGCUGAGUUCGCCGUAGCAAGCGAGAAGCUAACAGUGAAAAGGCCUCAAGAAGUAGGACCAGCUGAAGCAGCCGCUUUACCUGUGGCGGGUUUAACCGCUCUCCAGGCGCUAAUUAAUCCCGCGGGGUUGAAGCUUGAUGGUACUGGCAAGCGGGCGAACAUCCUGGUCACAGCAGCAUCUGGUGGUGUUGGGCACUACGCUGUCCAGCUUGCAAAGCUUGGGAAUGCUCAUGUAACCGCCACGUGCGGGGCUCGGAACAUAGACUUUGUAAAAUCUUUAGGAGCGGAUGAGGUUCUUGAUUACAAGACUCCCGAAGGAGCCGCCCUCAAGAGUCCGUCCGGUAAGAAAUACGACGCUGUGGUACAUUGCGCAAAUGGGAUACCGUUUUCGACAUUCGAACCGAAUUUGGCAGAAAACGGGAAGGUGAUAGACAUCACGCCGGGGCCGAGCGCGAUGUGGACUUACGCGGUUAAGAAAAUAACCAUGUCAAAGAAGCAAUUGAUUCCGUUUUUGUUUAUCCCGAAAGCUGAUAAUUUGGAGUUUUUGGUGAAUCUGGUGAAAGAAGGGAAAGUGAAGACUGUGAUUGACUCGAAGCAUCCUCUGAGCAAGGCAGAGGAUGCUUGGGCCAAAAGUAUCGAUGGUCAUGCUACUGGGAAGAUCAUUGUUGAGCCAUGGUAGCAGUUUGCUUUGUUGACUGACUUCUACGUUCUAGAAGCUUAUAGUUCGAUUCUCGUUUACAACAUUGCUUUCUCUUGUUUUGUUUUACUAUGUAAUACACAACUAUGUCAAAGAGUUUUAAAAUAAUAACAAACAGAUUGAAUGGAAGCGAGAGUUCUUCUUCUCCAUGUUGGUAUAUAA
Messenger RNA from Thlaspi arvense, 1444 nucleotides. NCBI's taxonomy places the organism in Eukaryota, Viridiplantae, Streptophyta, Magnoliopsida, Brassicales, Brassicaceae. The record is from the annotation of a GenBank genome assembly.